AUGACUUUUGAUGAUCCUUCCGAUUUCCAAAAUCAUGAAGAUCUUCUAAGUAGAAUGAAUAACGAAAAUAUUGAUACAAUAAAACUUGAAGGAUCAAGCAUACACGAUUUACCAGAUUUCAUUGGCAUUCAAAGGGUCAAAACUUUUGAAUGUGAUUUAUCUUGCAAUAUUUCACAGUCUUAUUUUUAUCAAAAUCAAAUAAUUAAAACAGUUUUGCUUGGGGCAAAUAUUCAAACUAUAGAAGAAAGUGCAUUUGCAUAUUCAUCACUAGAAUAUAUCGAAUUUUCGGAAACAACAUCUGUUAAAAGUUAUGCUUUCGCGUAUUGUACUCGUUUAAAUAUAUCCAACGUUUACCAAUUAGAAAAUUCUUGUUUUCGUAAUACGAAUUUAAAAAGCAUAACAAUAACUAGUGAGGAUCAUUGUAUACCAGAUAAUGCUUUUCGUGAGUGUUAUAACUUAGAAUCAGUUACUAUCAAUAUUUAUCGUUUCUAUAUAAAUCAAAAUGCAUUUAAAGAUUGCUUUAAACUCAAAGAAAUCAUCAUUCAAGAAGGUUGCCGAUUAACAGAAGUUUAUGAAUUUUCAUUUGAAAAUUGUGCAUUAGAAUCAAUCGACUUUAGCUCAAUUACAUAUAUUGGGUAUGCUGCAUUUAGAAAUACUAAAUUUAAGAAAGUUGUUUUGAAUUCUGCAACUCUUAAAGAUCAUGUUUUUGCUCAUUGUAAAUUUCUUAGAGAAGUAAUUAUCCAAGGCGAUUUAAGGGCAGGUAUAAUGUCAACAAAGUCGGGUAGCGUAAGAGAUGCCAGAGAAUUCUUUAUUUCUUGUCAAUCACUAGAAAUAGUUGAUUUAGGUCAACAAAAAUCUGUCAUUGAAGGAAUGUUUAAGAAUUGUUUCAAUCUAAAAGAAAUUAAAUCAUCAAAUCCAGAUCUGAAAAUAGGUUUAGAAUCAUUCUUCUCAUGUUGGAGUUUAACAAAAAUUACAACAAAUAUAUUGGAGAUUGGUGAGGGUGCUUUCAUGUUCUGCAAAUCUUUGGAAACUAUUGAUAUUACAAAUGUUGCAAAAAUUGAAUCACGUGCAUUUUAUGGUUGUGAAAAAUUGAAGAAUAUUUUACCUCAUGUUCAAGGAGAAGAUUACGCAUUUGCGUUUUGUAGUUCAUUAGUUGACUGUAAUGUUCAAAUACAUGCUGGAAUAGGUUUAUUGAUGAAUUGUACAAGUCUUGAAUCAGUUACACUUCAUGGAGUUCAGUAUAUUCCAGAUAAAAUGUUCUUUGGUUGUACAAAACUGAAAACAGUUGUAUGGCCAGAUAUCCUUAAAGGAAUUGGUAAUUAUGCAUUUAUGGACACAAUUCUAGAAAUACCAAAUUUCGACUUUCCUAAUCUUGAAGAAAUAGGCCAAUAUUCCCUUCGAGGUUUAAAAAUUGAAAAGAUAAAAUUCACAAAUGACUAUAUUUAUUAUCGAAAAGAAUGUAACUUAAGGUAUUAUUCAAUUUGUCCAGCAGUUGCACAAACAGAUAAAAGUCCAUUCAAAGACAUUACAUCAAUCAAAGAAAUCAUAUUAGGAAUAAAUGUUACAGAAUUCAAAGCAUUUGAUUUCCUACAAUCUUAUGAUAUUAAAAUCACAAUAGAAAAUUCUCACCUGCAUAUUAAUGAUGGAGUGCUUCUAAAUGGCACAGAAAUAUUAUAUUAUAUUCCAGGGUCAUCAACAAGGAAAACAUAUACAAUUCCAAGUACAAUUACAAAGAUUCAUCCAUAUGCAUUCACAACAUCAAAAUUAGAAGAAGUAGUAAUAAAUAGUUACAUCAAUAUCAUGGGGAAAGCAUUUUGUGGAUGCAAAUCUCUUAAAUCAAUCACAUUUAAUUUCGAUCAACAAAAAAAUUCAUUAGAUACUAGUAUUUUUGAAAAUUGCAUCUCAUUGACAACUGUUAAUUUAUGUCCAUCAUUCAAACAACUUGGUGAUUAUUCAUUUAGAGGUUGUACUUCAUUAGAAACAAUUACAAUUCCAGAUGGUACGCAAACAUUAGGCAGAUAUUGCUUUGCAGAAUGUAGUUCAUUGAAGAAUAUAAAUUUCCCCUCAAAUCGUCUCCUAUUGAAUAGUUAUUGUUUUUAUAAAUGUUCAAGCUUAACUCAUCUAGAUUUAUCAAAAAAUCUUCAAUUUUCUAGUAACGUUUUUGAGUCUUCAUCAUUGAAGUCAAUUAAAAUUAGUGUUUCAAAUUUAAACGAGGGAAUCUUUAAUAUGUGUAGUAAGCUACAAAAAGUAGAAUUAACUGACAUUGAAGGACACAAUAGAAUUAGAUCGUAUUGCUUUAAUUCCACAAAUAUAUCUGAAAUCAAUUUGCCACCAUCUAUUGAAGAAAUUGAUGAUUAUAGUUUUGCUUUCACUAAAAUUAAGAAAUUCUUUAUUCCAAAAACGCUAACAGAAAUACAUCCUCAGGCAUUUUAUGGUAUUGAUGAUAUUGAAUUAGAAUUAGAUUGUGAUCAUCCAAAAUUCAUAUUGGGUGCUCAUGAACUUAUCGAUAAAGAAACAAACACAUUAUUAAUGACAUAUGGAAAAUUGUUAUCAACAUAUAUUGUUCCAUCAAGAGUAAGAAGCAUUGCUAGAAACGCAAUAAAUUCAUUUCCAAAAUAUAAUGAAACAUCAAGAAAAGUUAUAGAUUUCGGAUUAACUACAUUAGUAAUCAGAACAAAAUUAAAUAAUGAUCCAUAUGAAAAUCUGGUUUAUAAUGCUCCAUAUUUACAUAAUCUUUGCUACGGAGGAAAUGUUAAAAUAAAUGGUUUCGAUAAUAUUCCAAGGAUUUUUGUUUCAGAUAGUUAUGUCAGAAGAAUUUGGAAUCAAGUACCACUUAAAGUACCUAUAAGAGGUGAAUGUGAUUCAUCAGUUCCAUUUGAAAACUAUGCAAAAUAUGAUUACACUUAUCCAAAGAAUCCAAAGUAUAUUCAACCUCCUGAACAAAUUCUUCCACAAGAAUCUAAAAAAUGUGCAUUAAUUGAUGAUCCAUAUGAAAUUCCUAAAGUUGAACCAGAAAUAAGUCCAGAAGAAAAUUCACCAGAUCCAACAAAACAAGAAAAUACGAUAUCAUCAGAAACUAAUAAUUUAACACAAAUUACCCAUCUAAAUAAUAAUGAUGAAACUGAGCCAGAUCAAGGUAAAAAUACAUUAUUAACAUUUAUUCUUCUAGCGAUUGCAGUGGUAGAGCUUUUGAUGGUUGCAGGAUUGAUUGUAUUUUUGAUGUAUAAAAAUAAAGAAGAUAGUUCAGAACAGAGUUUUGUUGAAAUGUCAGAACAUGUUAUCGCAAAUCACUCUACCGAGGUUUCAUAUAUAAACCCACUUUUCUCAAUGAACACAACUAUUGAAGAUGAUCCAUUUGCAAGUGACUUUGAAGAUCAUGCAAAUAAUGAUGAAGGUCAUUUUAACGAUUGUAUAUGCGAUGAUGAAUAA
Messenger RNA from Trichomonas vaginalis G3, 3429 nucleotides. Its product is annotated as leucine-rich repeats (6 copies)-containing protein. The transcript has a single exon. The record is from RefSeq and is a predicted model, not a curated record. Bases 1 to 3429 code for a protein of 1142 amino acids. Lineage: Eukaryota; Parabasalia; Trichomonadida; Trichomonadidae.